CUUGAAUGAUAUAUCAGAUAAUGAAGUAAGUAUUCCUACUGAGGCAGAUAAAGAAACUUCACCGGAUACAUGCAUUCCUACCAUUCCCUCUGUCUCAAUGUCCCAUAUCUCUAAUUCGGAAGGCAAGAUAAGCGAAGAUAACAAAUCUUUAUCCAAGGAAGAGGUAAAUGAACCCGAUGAUGACAAGGAUUUCCACAAAGGUGAAGAAGAAUAUAAUUUCGGCCGAGUAUUCUCCGAUAAUAACAACGAAGAUGAUAAGAAUUUCUCUGAUGAUGUGAGCUUCUAUGGAUUUUCGGAUGACGAUGAUGAAGGAUAUUAUUAUGAUUUAAAUACUGGCGAAACUUAUAAAAAAUCAGAAUCGUUCAAUCUGAGCAUAUUAAUGUAA
This is a messenger RNA of Paraglomus occultum, 385 nucleotides long. The record is from the annotation of a GenBank genome assembly. Lineage: Eukaryota; Fungi; Glomeromycota; Glomeromycetes; Paraglomerales; Paraglomeraceae.